Cydia strobilella is the source of this 2097-nucleotide messenger RNA. It is a transcript of the gene Galk, whose product is annotated as N-acetylgalactosamine kinase. Gene Ontology annotation, molecular function: galactokinase activity; ATP binding. Lineage: Eukaryota; Metazoa; Arthropoda; Insecta; Lepidoptera; Tortricidae. The record is from RefSeq and is a predicted model, not a curated record. Gene Ontology annotation, cellular component: cytosol; cytoplasm. Gene Ontology annotation, biological process: carbohydrate phosphorylation; galactose metabolic process. Bases 476 to 1942 code for a protein of 488 amino acids. The transcript has a single exon.
AAUACUAGUUUUGAUAACAUGUUUACUUUCCUAACUGUAAAUUCGACUCGCAACAUCGGCCGAGAAAGAUGCGCAAACGAAAACGUCACCCUACUGAAUAGCAUAAGUAGUUUUAUUUUAGGUUAUGUUUGAGUAAUUAUUGUUUACUAUUUUCCUUCAGUUGAAUUUGAUAUAGAUUUAUUAAGUAAAAUUAAAAAAAGCGUAGUUGACAACUUGAAAUAUCAAUAAUAAGAAAGUUUAGAUGUCAUCGGUGAAGAAGAACCGAAAUUGGUAUUAACUAUUUCAUAUAUGACAACCUUGCAGUGAAUAAACGAGCGCGACAUCGCUUUGUUAUGAUUAUGACUGUGUACGUGUAACAAAGUGAAGUGUGUAGUUCAGUGGCAUAAAAUCUCAUUGCUGAUAAACGUAAUUUUCAGUUAUAUUAUUGCGGUGCCGCAGUACGGUCGCUUUGUACCUAUAUAACAAGUGCUAAUUAAUGCCAACGGAAAUGGAAAGUGAACUCAAGAGUGAUAAAGUACCAAUCGCUAUCACACCUAGUGAUGAAAGAAUAAAUCGUUUAUCUCGUUUAUUUGAAGAUGAAUUUGGAAACAAGCCGUCAUUUUACGUGAGAGUUCCGGGACGUGUAAAUAUUAUUGGUGAACAUAUUGAUUAUUGUGGCUACCCAGUGUUGCCCAUGGCAUUAGAGCAGGACAUUUUAGUUGCGGCAAGUUUGAUACAAGAACCGGCAAUUUAUCUUCGAAAUGCCAACAGUAAAUACAAAAGUUUUAAUGCAAAAAUUACAACUUAUGAAGAGAUUAAGAUAACACCGGAUGGUGAUGGAAAACCAUUUUGGUAUAAUUACGUACUAUGCGGUAUAAAAGGGGGUUUAGAACAUUUGGAAAAUAAGAUGAAAAAUGGAUUACAACUUUAUAUUGAUGGAAAUAUUCCUCCAGCUUCUGGUCUUUCUAGUUCGUCGGCACUUGUAAGCGCUGCUUGCUUAUCAUUUUUAUACGCACAAAAUGUAUCUAUGAGCAAAACCGAAAUAGCGUCGUUGUGCGCUAAAAGCGAAAGAUAUAUCGGUACUCAAGGAGGCGGAAUGGAUCAAGCUAUUGCUUUUCUAGCAGAAAAAUACUGUGCACAAUACAUUACGUUUCAGCCACUCCAAGCAACAUCAGUGAGCCUUCCAGAAGAUGCUGUUUUCGUUGUAGCCCACAGUUUAGCUGAAGCCAACAAAGCAGCAACAAAUGAUUACAACCGACGAGUUAUUGAAUGUAGACUGGCAGCACAAAUAUUGCUUACACUAAACGGAAUACCAACUGAUAAAAAGAUUAUAACUCUUAGCGGAGCUCAUAACAAAAUCGGAAAAAGCUUAAAAGAAAUGAUACAGUUGGUGCAUACAUAUUUACCAAAAGACAUUUAUACAAAGAACGAAGUUUGCACCACUUUGAAGAUUGGCGAAAAAGAUUUGGAAAAUCUGUAUCUUACUGCAAAUACAAAGCAUAUCAAUGAAUUUAAAUUAAAGCAGAGAGCUCUGCAUGUUUAUGAAGAAGCGUUGAGAGUAGAGGAAUUUCGGAAUAUCUGCAACCAGUCUUCUGGUAAUGGCAAAGUCAAUGGUAAGAAUGGUCACACCACUAACGGAGAAUCGCAGAAUGAAACUUUGGCUAUUCUGGGAAAAUUGAUGUUAAAAAGCCAUGAAAGCCUAAAGAAUUUGUACGAAUGUUCUCAUACGAACUUGGACCGUAUUGUAGAAAUAUCUCAAAAAUUGGGAGUACAUUCACGAUUAACUGGUGCAGGGUGGGGUGGUUGCGUUGUAGCUCUUUGUCCAAAGAAUCUGUUACAAAAAUAUAUUGAGACAUUAAAAGAGGAAUUUUAUGAUAAGUAUUGCAAUAUAGAUAAGGGUAAUGCGCAUUUAUAUGUUUUCGCUACCACCCCUAACCAUGGUGCUAUAAUUUAUGAAAAUUAAUUAUGUAAUGGUAAUUCUUUUAAUGUAAUGCAAGUAAUAUAGACAUAGGUAUAAAUCGUUUUAAAUCUAGUAUUAUAUCAAACUUACCAUCGAAUGCAUUUAUAGUGCCAAUUAAUUAGGUCGUAAAUUUAUGUUGAGAUAUUACUUCCGUUUUU